This is a messenger RNA of Aureobasidium musti, 1550 nucleotides long. NCBI's taxonomy places the organism in Eukaryota, Fungi, Ascomycota, Dothideomycetes, Dothideales, Saccotheciaceae. The record is from the annotation of a GenBank genome assembly.
UCAUGAAAUCUGAAACAUCUGUUCGGCAUACAGAAAUCGAGCACUCACUCGGAUUUUGGCAAGCAGCUAAACUAUACUAUCCGGCAGCAUUAUGGGUUCUCUAUGUGAACCUUGCAACUGUACUCAAGGGUAUGGAUGGGGGUAUCACUGGUAGUCUUAUCGGUCUCGGCCCCUUCAAANAGACCUAUGGACAUCCUUAUAACGAUACCUAUGUUGUUCCAGCUGCUUGGGUUAGUGCUUUCGGCUACGCGAAUAACAUCGGUGGUGUUUGUGGUGCUCUAUUCUCUGGUGUUAUCUACGAAAGAUGGGGUCCUCGAAAGAUGAUCGCAGCGUGCUCCCNNCUUGGAUCGAUUGGUGUCAUCUUCAUACAGUUCUUCAGUACUACACCUGCACAACUGUUUGUGGGCCAACUACUCAAUGGUGCGAUCAUCAGUUUCUUUCCUAUCUGUGCAUCAGCAUACACGGGCGAGGUGUGUCCUCUUGCUUUGAGGGGCGUGAUGGCUUCUUUAACAAACCUUGCAUUCAUCUGCGGUAAACUCAUCUCCUCAGGAAUCAUGAAGGGAACAAACUCGAUCGAGACUUCUUGGGCUUACAGGAUCCCUAUCGCUACACAGUGGACUCUUCCAGUGGUCAUGCUAUCCUUGGUAUACUUCUGUCCAGAUCCUCCCUACUGGCUGUGCCGCAAAGGACGACACGAAGAUGCCGCACGAUCACUCAAACGCUUUGCGACCAACGAAGUCGAUACCACGCUUACCCUGGCCAACGUCAUGGAGACUCUGCGUUUGGAAGAGUCGUCAAAGCAAGAUCGUGCAAGCUAUCUAGAUUGCUUCCGUGGCACCGAUCUCAGACGUUUGGUCAUCUGCGUGAUGGCAUACGACAUGCAAGCCUUCACAGGCAACAUGUUAUUCAUCAGUUAUGCAGUCUACUUCUUCGAGAUGGCCGGUUUGGACUCAGCAAAUGCAUUCUCUAUGAACCUUGGUCUGACGGCUCUUGGGUUUCUCGGAACUUGUGCUGCUUGGCCUCUGUUGUUCUAUGUUGGAAGGCGCCCAGCAUAUCUGUUCGGCACAAUUGGUCUUGCUACGAUCAUGUUCCUCAUUGGAGCCAUUGAUUUCGCACCAAGAUCAACCUCCGCACCUACCUGGGCACAGUGUUCGUUGAUGCUACUGGCGAACUUGAUCUACGAUACGACUAUCGGGCCUUUCUGCUAUGUCAUGCUUGCCGAGGUGCCAUCAGCAAGACUUCGUGGUCUCACCAUCGCCUUGGCUACAGUCUCUGUUCAAGUCAUGUCUAUCGUGUUUGCCGUUGCGAUACCUUACGCCAUGAAUGAGGACGAAGGCAAUUGGCGAGGCAAAGUGGGUUUCUUGUUCGCUGGGCUUGGGCUCUUGUGUGCACUCUACUGCUACUUCUUCAUGCCUGAGACAAAAGACAGAACCUUUGAAGAACUCGACAUACUGUUCGAGCAAAAGGUUCCGAGCAGAGAGUUCCGUGCAUAUAAGUUUGAUGCGGAGACGGAGAGCUCUGAGACUGUGUUUGUGGAAAAGUCAAAUGUU